Molecule: messenger RNA, 519 nt
Organism: Acromyrmex echinatior (Panamanian leafcutter ant)
Lineage: Eukaryota; Metazoa; Arthropoda; Insecta; Hymenoptera; Formicidae
Product: 4-vinylanisole receptor-like
Source: RefSeq, a predicted model, not a curated record
AUGGAACUUUUAAAAAUCGAAUUUACCAAUUAUAACGGAGAAAAUAAAGACAUGAAAGAGUUUGAAGCAUUGACAUCUAGACAUUGUUAUUUAAUGGAGCAUGCGGAACUUCUAAUAGAUGUGAUAAGCUUCGUUUUGCUCGUGCAAUUGCUGAUCAGUUGUCUUAUUAUUUGUUUGGUCGGUUUCCAAUUAAUUUUGGCAUUGAAAUUACAUGACGCAGUGAUAAUAAUGAAAACCACAUCUGUGCUGAGCGCUCUAUUGUUACAAUUAUUCUCUUAUAGUUUUGUGGGCGAUUAUCUGAAACGUCAAAUGGAAGAUAUCGCGCAUUCGAUCUACAGCUGUAACUGGUACUACUUUCCAUUGAAAUUAAUGAGGAAUGUCUUAUUCGUCAUCAUGAGAUCGCAGCAACCUGUUCAACUGCUAGCGGGCAAAUGUGUCGUCGUAACCAUUGAAACUUAUAUGUCCAUAUUAAAAAAUUCCUUCUCAUACUUGUCCGUCUUACGAGUGAUGAUAGACUAG